Messenger RNA from Metopolophium dirhodum (rose-grain aphid), 1913 nucleotides. RefSeq lists its product as uncharacterized. Lineage: Eukaryota; Metazoa; Arthropoda; Insecta; Hemiptera; Aphididae. Bases 36 to 1316 code for a protein of 426 amino acids. The record is from RefSeq and is a predicted model, not a curated record. The transcript has a single exon.
UUCAAUCGGUAACGUUGUUUAAAUAAUUUUUAAAAAUGCGGUGUUAUUAUUUUUUAAUCGUGUUCGCUUUUAUAUUUUGGCCGUCAGAUGUUAUGUGCGAUUGGUUUUCCGGUGCGUUGGAUAAUCCAAAAGAAAUCGAUUCUUUAAAUUCAAAUGAAUUCUCAAAGGCUGAGCCAAAAACUGGAGCCCAAGUAUUUGGAAAUGUCGGAUCUCCUAUUCUUGUUUCAAAAAUUAAUAAUAACUCUAGCAGUCUUCUCAGCAGUUAUCGUCUCUAUGUAUGGCAAGGUUUGAUCAAAUUCAAUUAUACAAUGUUAAAAAAUUGGUUUGCACAAGAUAUUGAUUUGAAUUAUUAUGUAAAUAAACUAUAUUAUACGGGUCCGGUUAUAGAAUUUACAGCGAAUGGCCAUGUUAGAAAAAUCAGACAAAUGUGUCGAAAUUUAAUUAAAAAUACAAAAGGAAAUUCACAAGUAUACAAGAAUGAAGAAGUUAUAACUUUACCAUUGGAACGUAACCAUUUUUUCAUACAUAGUGAUGUUAAAUCAUUACUAUACACUGAAUUAAAAACAUUUACGAAUGAAGAAUUGACAUUGAUACGUACAGCAGAUUUAAUAGAUACAACUAAAAAUAGCACAGUUACUAAUGAUUGUGCUCGUUUAAGCUUAGAACGGAUUUUUGGCAUAAAAUACGAUCAUAUACCAAUUAAAAAGACUGAAGCCGGAGAUAAUUAUUCAGUAAGUAUUACAGAAUUAAUAGAUCUACUGGACAAACAUAAAGACAAAUAUGGAAUCAAAGAAAUAAAGUGGUCAAUAUUUCCAGAACAAAAUUUAAAAGAAUUUUUUAAAAAAGAGACUAUAAAAGAGGCUACAGGAAUCGUUUUAAUAUCAUAUCCGGAAACAAAAGUUGCAAAACUUCUUAGACAAAAUAUACCCAUUCUUAAAAUUAAAACGAAAGACGAAGCCCUCCGACAUCUAGGGAAUAUUAUUAGUGCACAAGAUUUGAAUAACUUAAAAAAUUAUAUGAUCAAAGAGGCUAAAAAGGUAAAUUUGUCUACAGAAAAAACAAUUAAUAAUUAUAUCGAACAACUUAAUAUGGGACACAUCGUUACAAUUGAAGCUAUGCAAAAAAAUGGUAAUGAUGUUUUAUACGUUUUAAAAGAUUUUCAAGCUAAAGAUUCUUUAAUAAAUGGCAAUGUAAGAUUUUCAAAAUUUCAAUAUUGGAUCUCACAAACACAACCAACUCUUCAAGAUAGAAACUUUCCAUAUUUUCGUAUUUUUAUGAAACCUACGAUUUUGAGUGAACUGGAUGGAUUGAAUUAAAGAUUCUGAUAAUGCACAGAAUAUAGUUUGUCUCAAAAGAAAAAAAUUAUUAAUAAACUGUGAAUGAUAUAAAAUACUUUAUUUAUAGUAAUGAAAAUGGUAAUAAUUUCUAGUAAUCAUUUGUAAUAAUAGUUUGUAGUAAUAAUUUGUAGUUAUUAUUAGUUAUACAUUUUUGAUAAUUUAUUACCAAUAAUUGAUUCUAUUAUUUAUAUUUUAUUUUGAAUAAUUGUAAAGUAAUUUUACUAUUUUUAUGAUAUAUUCUUGAUAUGUUUAUUUUAUAUUGUAAUUGUAUGAACUCUCCAGCACAGCAUAUGGCUUUGAAGGUGAUCCAACAAAAAUUUGUUAUUUUGUAAUACAUCUUGUAAAUAUUGCUUGUUGGAGAAUUAAUAAAUUAUUAUUAUUAUUAUUAUAGUUAAUACUUAUUAGUAAAAUAUAAAAAUGUUUUUUUAAUUUUUAUGAAAAUUAUAAUAAAAUAUUUUCAUGAUAAAUAUAUUUACGUAUGUUUUUAUUUAAAAUCAAUCAAACUGAUGCGUUUCCUCCACUCUACAAGUAUAAUUACUGUAGAUUAUUCUAGUUCGUGACAUGGCAAUUGUAUAG